CACCCGGUGAUAGUGGCGAAUGAAGUGAUUGUUUUUAAGAUUGUUGCUGCGAUUCGGAAUAUUAAGAAAAAAAGAUGGCACGGGUAUGCGUGAUCGGCGCAGGCGCAGCGGGUCUGUGCGCCGCGCGGCACCUGCUGGCCGAGCCCAGUGUGGGGCGCGUGGACAUCCUCGAGCAAACCUCACAGCUGGGUGGCACCUGGGUCUACACCGAGACCACGGGCUAUGACGACUUUGGCCUGCCGAUACAUACCAGCAUGUAUAAAAAUCUGAGGACUAAUCUGCCAAAAGUGAUAAUGGGAUUCCCCGACUUCCCGUUACCUGAGAGUGAGAAGUCCUACCUUCCCGCCAAUGAUAUUUUGACCUUGCUACAGUCUUAUGCCGAGAAAUACGACAUCACUUCCCACAUUAAGUUCAACCACCACGUCCAGUUAGUCAUCCCCAAGGCAGGAGGCCCUAGGGGGGAGCUGUGGGACGUCACGUACAAGAACCUUGUCACCGCGGUGUUAGAGACGAGGGAGUACGACUACGUGUUCGUAUGCAACGGACAUUAUAACAAGCCUACCAUACCUAUCAUAUCAGGCAUUAAAGAUUUUCCAGGUGACGUCAUGCACAGUCACGACUAUCGAGUACCAGAGAUCUUCGCUGGUAAAAGAGUCCUGAUUGUAGGAGCAGGUCCCUCGGGCUUGGAAAUUUCGCUAGACAUCGCACCAAUCUCGCCGAUGGUCAUACUUAGCCACCACAACAAGUAUCCGACGAAGACGGUAUUUCCGGACAACUUAGAGCAGAAACCAGAUGUGACAAAGAUAGCAGGAAAGACUGCGUAUUUCCAAGACGGAAGCGAGGAAGAAGUGGAUCUCAUCCUCUUAUGUACUGGUUACGAUUACAACUUCCCGUUCCUGCACCAGUCGUGUGGCAUUGUGGUGGAGAGCAUGUGCGUGCAGCCACUAUACAAGCAUCUAGUGAACAUAAACCAUCCUACCAUGUGCUUCAUCGGGAUUCCUAAUUAUGUCUGCGCCUUCUCAAUGUUCGACUUCCAGGUGCGGUACUUCGUGCGGUUUAUUAGGGGUAAGUUCAGUCUGCCGACGCGCGAACAGAUGCAGGCGCACACGCAGCAGGAGAAAGAGGAGAGAGCCGCGCGCGGGUACACGCGCCGGCAGGCACACUUCAUGGGGCGCGAACAGGAACAAUAUUUUACAUCGUUGGCGGCUGAAUCCGGCGCCAAACCUUUGCCAUCCGUCCUAACCAAGAUCUUGAUGGAAAGCGCCGACAGAUUCUUCAGCGACCUGACCAGCUUCCGCCAAGAUAACUACGAUAUCAUAGACGAUGACACAUUUGAAAUAAUAAGUAAUGAGAAACGAGAAGUUCAUUGUUGACUUUAAAAGUGGUACUCAUUUAAGAUUUAACAUUUUAUCUAAGAAUAGUUUGGCAGAGAUAUUUGAAUUAGUCAAAAAAAAACUAUCGUAAUGCUUGAUUAAUGAUGCGGCAAUCUAUUCAUUAAUUAUGUACAUGUUUGUUUAAUUCUAGUUAUAUAA
Messenger RNA from Chilo suppressalis (striped riceborer), 1532 nucleotides. Lineage: Eukaryota; Metazoa; Arthropoda; Insecta; Lepidoptera; Crambidae. The record is from the annotation of a GenBank genome assembly.